Molecule: messenger RNA, 2163 nt
Organism: Pochonia chlamydosporia 170
Lineage: Eukaryota; Fungi; Ascomycota; Sordariomycetes; Hypocreales; Clavicipitaceae
Product: Ran-binding protein (RanBPM)
Exons: 5
Coding region: 1-2163 (720 amino acids)
Biological process (GO): cell surface receptor signaling pathway; cytoskeleton organization
Cellular component (GO): cytoplasm
Molecular function (GO): protein binding
Source: RefSeq, a predicted model, not a curated record
AUGGCUAGUCUGGAGCAGCAUGGCUCAUCUGGUUUCUCAGACUCAGACUCGUCGGCUGAAAGCUCUGGACGCUCGCAAUCCCGCAACGACGCCGCCGCCUACACCUCCGACCCGCCGCCUCGCUCCGGAACCAACUCGAAUUUCUACACCCAUCCCUCCCGCACAUCGAUUCUGAGUCCCAGCGGCGGACUGCUGCUCGAUCCGAUUCCCGGCCUCGCCUCGGCGACGUUGCGUGGCGCCGAUAACACCAACAUGGAUAGCUCUGGUCAUGACGACGUGGCCAGCAUCUGGAAGACCAGCGGCAGCUUACCCUCGUUUUCUCGCGGCUUCGACAUGUUUAUGAGACCCGGACCCUUAUACGACCUCGUUGCCGAACCCUUCCUCAAAGAUCAUGAUUCCUUCUUCGUCCCGUCCUACCUGGCUGGGUCGAGCUACGUCCGCAAGUUGGAAGCUGCCCACGCGGCACGACUAAAGGCUCGGAUCGAGGCGGUGAGAGAACACAACCGGGAGAUGGCGACUGGACUGCCUCGAGGGCAGCCUGGUGUCGGGAUCCAUGCCUCGCCAGUUGGUGCCGGUGCGGGACUGUCUCACGCGAACCUCGAGCGGCUGAGUUACCAGAAGAUGGAAGACGAAUUGAUGCCCUUGCCAAGUCGAUGGAAUCCAAGUGAUUCCUAUGGCCCUCUCGAGUUUCUGGAGGCUGGUCGGGCGUUGAAGUUUAUUGGUCAGAGGAGUAGUCAAGAUCGGGAUCACGAGGCAGCUGCGGUACGAGCAGAUCACGCUAUGCCGGCUGAAUGUGGAAUAUACUACUACGAAGUUCAUAUCAUGUAUGGAAAACGCGAUGACACUACAAUUGCCAUCGGAUUCGCAACCAAGGCUGCGUCCAUGUCACGACCGGUUGGGUGGGAACCUGAAUCCUGGGCGUACCAUGGUGAUGACGGCCGCUGCUUCACUGGACAAAAUAUUGGCCGGCCAUUUGGACCGACGUUCAACACGGGAGACAUCAUUGGCUGUGGCGUGAAUUUCCGAGAUCAUACUGCAUUUUUUACCAAGAACGGCGUCAAAAUUGGCGUUGCUUUUCACGAUGUGGCCAGGGGGAAACUUUUCCCAGCGAUUAGUCUCAAGAAGCCGGGGGAGCAGAUCAUGGUCAAUUUUGGGCAAACACCUUUUGUUUACGACAUUGACGAUAUGAUGAGGGAACAACGGAAUAAGAUUCAGCAAGAUAUCGAAAACACCGACAUUUCCAGACUGGAGCCAGGGUUGAGCGAAACAGAUCUCAUACAAGCUUUGUGUUUGCAGUUUUUACAACACGAUGGCUAUGUUGAGACGGCUCGUGCCUUCGCGGAGGACAUCAGAUUGCAAAAGGAAGCGUUGAACUUGGAUCCUAAUGUCACUGUUGACGGAAUCAAUAUUAAGGAUGAUGAAGAUGCAAACAACAGACAAAGGAUUCGAAGAGCUAUUCUGGAGGGUGACAUCGACCGUGCUCUUAAGUACACGUCGGCCUACUAUCCUCAAGUGUUUAGAGAUAACGAGGAAGUGCAUUUCAAACUGCGUUGCCGAAAAUUUAUCGAAAUGGUCCGCAAAGCAGCACAGCUGAGGAGCGGCAGCGAGUCCAAGAAGAGCAACGGACGUGGACCGGCCGUGAGCUCUAUUUCUCAGGACAUGGAUGUUGACUUGAAUGGCGGAGACAAUGGGUCCUGGCACGAGAAUAUGAGUUUGGAUUCCGAGGCGCAAGACCCCCAGGUGGAGUUGCUCAAGCUAGAGCAAGAGAUGCUCGAGUACGGACAAACUCUCGGGGCGGAAUAUGCGGACGACCAACGCAAGGAGAUUAGCAAAGCUCUCGGUGAAAUUUGGGCCUUGGUGGCAUACGCCAAUCCCCUCAAAGAACCGAAAGUUAGCCACCUACUUGAUAAGAAGGGCAGAGGAGUGGUUGCUGAAGAACUGAACUCGGCCAUUUUGGGCAAGUACCUCCGCCGCAAUCUACCAGUAUACUUGUUUCUAACCUAUACCAUAGCAUCUCUGGGCAAGUCGUCGCGAGCAUCGUUAGAAAAGCUCUACGCUCAAACGAGCGUCCUUCUCGACGAACUCCGGGCCGACGGCGGUGCUGGUGCCUUCGUUUCUGUGCAGGAUGUGGUGGACAGCAUCAAGACGUUGCCACAGUCAUAG